GACAAUUCAAGCGUUGGUCGAUCGGAGGGUUGGAACUAUAAAGCGCUGUGCGUUUAAUUUCUUCCAACUGAGGUGGAAAAUUGAGCUUUUGAAGCCAUGACAUUGAGAACAUCGUCUGCGGUUCGGGUGCAUUUAAGAACGAUUUUGAACAACGAGGCGCAAACACCUUACUCGUUGCAAGACUUUGAGCGUUUUCUCAAAUCGGAACACACUUCAGAAAAUCUCUCAUUCUGGCUUCUUGCGUCUGAAUAUCGGAAAGAAGCUAGCCAAAUAUACUCCAGUUACGUUGCUGCCAAUCAGCGACAGAAUGAUUCCGAAAUACACCGUCGCUCCGUGUCUUCAGAAUCCACAACGGGGUCUAUUCCAAGCCUUCGUCGCCAUUCACGGGCCAGUCUGGCAGAUAUAGUACUGUCACCCUCGGACCAUGCUGUACUGCAACAGAAGCUGAAAAUACUUGUUGCUACUUUCUUGACGCCUGGCGCUGACCAGGAGCUGAACAUCAAUGGUGCAGUUAGGAAGCGUAUUGUGGCAGAGAUUGACGAUAAGGGUGCGGUCUACCCUGGUGUUUUGGAUGCAGUCAUGGACAAAGUGUACGAUAUGCUUCGAUUGGGGAGUUACCCCCGCUUCAUCAAACUCGCUUCGACGGGCCAGAUAAAACCACCAGCAAGUCUUGAUCGAACUACAACAGAAAAUACACUGCCAGAAACCGAAACAGAUACAGUAGGCUCCCUCCCUGCCAAGCGUCCACGAUCGCCUACAUUGACGACGCCCUCUACCCCGGCACCUGUCAGACACCAGAGAUCACUAUUGAAAAAGAGUCGCCGCGCAUCCAACUCGGAAGAGGACAAGAAAGGGGAAGAACUGCGCGCAGCUCCAAUGACUCCUAUGCCAAGACGCAAGAAUUCAUUUUUGGAAAAGAUUGGGUUGAGAAGGAGCAGUAGUUCAACGGCCCGGAUUGGACCAGUCGGUGAGGAAGUUGCUAUUGGUGGACAGGUUAAAGUUGCAUAGAAGUAAUAUGCACCAGGCAUCUCCCAUCAGUAUAAGAUGAGGAUACCGUCUUGUGUAAACGAUAACCCGAAAGAAGGUCAUUUAUAUCCCAGUGUGGCGAUUUAGAAAUGAGGUUUUGAUGUGAACGGUAUAUCGUAGUAACACUCAGAAUCAGCCUUCUUGUAGUGAAUGAGACCAAUCUGUGGAAGUACCAUAGAAUUUAAUAUCAUAAUUGAUUGCUGAUACCAUA
This is a messenger RNA of Spizellomyces punctatus DAOM BR117, 1237 nucleotides long. RefSeq lists its product as uncharacterized. The transcript has 2 exons. NCBI's taxonomy places the organism in Eukaryota, Fungi, Chytridiomycota, Chytridiomycetes, Spizellomycetales, Spizellomycetaceae. Bases 97 to 1008 code for a protein of 303 amino acids. The record is from RefSeq and is a predicted model, not a curated record.